CUGUGUUUGAAAAGUUUUCUUAUGGCAAAUAAGACCGGAAAUGGGCUCAGCAUGCCGGUGUGCUCGCGCAGUUCGGCAUGGGUGCUCGCUACAUUCAGCAAGAGUCUGUUCGCGCUGUCUCUCGGAAAGGCAGCGCUUAGCCGGCCAGGAAGUCCGCUGUUAGCACCAGCCGCAGGUCAGGCAUCAACAAGAGGCAGCAUGACAGCCACGGGCAUGUCCCAGAGAAUGGUGUGGGUGGACCUGGAGAUGACAGGGCUGGACGUUGAAAAGGACCAAAUCAUUGAAAUGGCCUGCCUUAUUACAGACUCUAACCUGAACAUCCUGGCCGAGGGGCCAAACGUGAUCAUUAAGCAGCCCGACGAGCUACUGGAAGGGAUGUCAGAGUGGUGUAAAGAGCAUCACGGAAAGUCAGGACUGACCCAGGCUGUACGGGACAGUAAAAUCACCCUGGAACAAGCAGAGUAUGAGUUCCUGUCCUUCGUCAGACAGCACACACCACCUGGACAAUGUCCCCUCGCUGGUAACUCUGUGCAUGCAGAUAAGAGGUUCCUGGACAAGUAUAUGCCACAGUUCAUGUACCACCUUCACUACAGAAUCAUCGACGUGAGCACCAUCAAGGAGCUUAGCAGACGCUGGUUUCCAGAAGAAUACAAAAUGGUGCCUCACAAGAAAGCAACACACAGAGCGUUGGAGGACAUCCGGGAGAGCAUCAAGGAGCUGCAGUACUACAGAGCCAACAUCUUCAAAGCAUCAGAGAAGAAUUGCACGAUUGUUGAAAAUGGAGGCAGCAGUAUGAGUUAGCACAUAGAAUGAGAAUAUAGU
Molecule: messenger RNA, 822 nt
Organism: Maylandia zebra (zebra mbuna)
Lineage: Eukaryota; Metazoa; Chordata; Actinopteri; Cichliformes; Cichlidae
Source: RefSeq, a predicted model, not a curated record